CCACCCCUCUCAAGUUCGGCGCGUCUCGCCCUAACGAUCCAUCCCGGUCGCCCGCCAAACGCAUUCCGCUCGACGAUGCCGUCGCGCAGGGCGCCAUCUCCCCUCAGAAAGCUGCCGAGCUGCGCCAGGCCAAGGUCGGGCUCUUCGGCUCCGCCGUCUUCACCGCUCGGGCGAACGCCGGGCCGACUACGCCUGCCCGGCGGAUCACGAUCGAGGAGGCGAAGGAACGCCACCGCGCGUUCGGCUCGCCGGGGAAACCUGCCUCGGCGCGCGCUGCCUCUGCGGACCCUCAACCGCGCCUCGUCAUUCCGGAGACCCCGGUGCGGGGCAAGGGGCGCGCUGCCAGCGAGCAACCCACGGAACAGGCGCAGGCUCGGACGCGCGCGAUACGGUUCCACAACCUGCACCCUCCCCCACCCGACGGCGAUGCGACCGACCUGCCCUUUCCCAUCAGUCCAUCGCCGGCCAAGAGGGUGCUCGCGCCUGCUAUGAUUCCGGAGGAACCGGAGGAACCGAGUAGCCCCAUCGCGGCGGGGGCACCCCGAGAACCGACACCACCGGGGCCCAGCGGUACAGCAGAGAGCGGCAAGCACUCUCCUGCUCCUUUGGCUUCUCGCCCGGCGAAGGGCACGCUACGGCAGCCUUCCCCGGCGAAAGAGAGUCGGAUACCCAGGAUCGGUGCCAAACCGUACGCGCGACCGACGGCCGCGAGUGGCAGAACAACUAAGGAAAGCAAGAUAACCACGCCUGCUUCCGCUCCACCAGCGGGCAAGUCCAAACCCGCACCCUCUGUUGUACGGAAAACGGCUCGCAUCGUCCGGGUGAUCUCCAGAGCAAGGACACCAUCGGACGAUAGCUCGGACAAAUCGGGUUCAGGAGUGCCUGCCGCCCAGACCACAGCCGCCCCACCAAGGACAACUGCAGUUCGUCAAGGGAGAUUUGCCAAACCUACAACCGUAGCACCCGCCUCAGCUCCCGUGGGCUCGCUGAAGCGUAAGAGGGAACCGGGGCCUCCUUCGCCGCCGCCUGUCGUUGUCGCCCGCAUGGUCCGACCCGGGACUUUCACACAUCCGAAAACGGGUCCCCCGAAAUCUGAACCUCCCGCGGCUAGCAAACGUAUCCCUGAAGUGACCAUCAUCAGCCCGCCCGUACGGACCAUUCCGCGACCGCGGUCCGCCGCAGGGGCAACAGUCUCCAAGCGACGCACUAAGGUUGCAGAUCCUGACUCGGAGAUCGCCCCGACGGCUCCUACGAAGGCGAUCAAACCGCAAACGGAAGCAUCCGUCGAUAUUCCACCACCAGAGACUGUUGCGGAGGACGCCGCCACGGCACGUGAGGUUGUGCCUCCACCAGUCGAUGAUACCGAGCCCUCCAAAGUUGCAUCGCCGCCCGCCCAACAGGAACAGUCUGAAGAACCUGAACCGUCCAGUCGAGGACGCCGUACCCGUGCACGAUCCAAUUCGGUCACUGCGGACGCCCAACAAUCCGACGCACAGGAAUCCGACGUGGAAGGCGCCUCGGAAACACGCAGGACAAGACGUAGUCGCAAGCCGACGCAAGCCAACGAUGUAUUCGGCCCGCGUGUCGUCUCGUUGCAGCCGAAACGGAAAGAACCCCGGGACAGGUCGGCGCCACCCAACGCCGGCAUCUUCUGGGGUAUGACCGCCACGGCGCUUCGUGCCCUCACGAACUCGAACACCUCCAAGAACGAGCGGUACUACGCGACGCUUAAGACCGAGAUCGUCAGGAAAGAGGGCGAACGACCGGCCAGUCCUGUAAUGAAGGCCAAGACGAUAUCGCAGCGACAACAAGAGGAAAAGGAGCGUGGACGUCAGGAGCGGGCGGCGAGGAGAGCGCGGAGGAGCGAGGGCAGUGUAGCAGAGACGGAGGCCAGCUCGCAGGAUUGGGAUGAGGGGAACGUCGAUGCUGACGACCUCGAGGAUGUGCCUGGGAAGCAUCGGCGAGGUGCAGGAGACGAGGAAGACUACGAAACCCCGCAUCGAACACAACAGGCGCUGAGGCAGGGGGCCGGAGAAACCGAGGACGAGGGCAAGCCCAAGAAGCGGGUAAAAUGGGACCGGGGCCUCUUCACCACCGUAUGCCUGGAUGAGGUCUUGCCGAAGCCCAAGAAGCCGCAGAAGGAGGAUUUGACGAAGAGAGGCUGUCUGACGCCAAAAGCGAAGACACUGCGGUUGGAUUCUCUUGGGAACGUUCUCAACACGGACAUGCCGUUGAGUCUGGUACCGGAGAACAUCGUAGUGAAGAAGUUUAUAUAUGACAAUGAUGAGGGCGCCGAGCCUCCGCCUGAACCCAAGACGCCUGCUACCCGAAGCAAGAAAGCUAAGACAUAACGCAUCCUGUUGCUAUCAUUCAC
Molecule: messenger RNA, 2374 nt
Organism: Punctularia strigosozonata HHB-11173 SS5
Lineage: Eukaryota; Fungi; Basidiomycota; Agaricomycetes; Corticiales; Punctulariaceae
Exons: 3
Coding region: 489-2351 (620 amino acids)
Source: RefSeq, a predicted model, not a curated record